Striga asiatica is the source of this 480-nucleotide messenger RNA. The record is from the annotation of a GenBank genome assembly. Lineage: Eukaryota; Viridiplantae; Streptophyta; Magnoliopsida; Lamiales; Orobanchaceae.
AUGUUUGCCAAUAUAUCCAAACCAAGGCCUCUGUCGUGCAAUAACGGGAAAAGUAAUUCCAUAGCCCGAACAAUAAGCGAGUUCACCUGUUUUCUUAACACGCCAUUAUCGACUAAGAUGCGUGCUAGCAGCUGCCUCAACUCCUCUUUUAAAGAACUUGCUUUAUUGUCCAGCUCGUCAACUAUGAAUCAGAAUAUUUAUGAUCAGUACCUUGGAAAUGAGAAGGCUUAUCUGUUUCGAGCUCCACCUCCAAAUCCUUCACCUGGAACUCCUAUCGCUCCCAAUACUCUCGCUCGACAGCUUCCUGACAUGGUGGGGUACACGGUCUGGCUCAGACCUAGAGGCUUUAGAAGGACUUCCAUUGCUCAUAUCACGUUCCGCAUUAUAGUGAACCACCGUCGAGUUCAAUUUAUGCCUCGGGAAAUUUUCCAGCUUCUCCAUAAUGCUAUGUCCCAUGGACAAGCCCUCGUCGAUAUUUAA